GCGACGGAAAUCCCCAUCCCCUGAUUCACAGAUUAACUCUCUCGGACCUCGCCCGUCCAUCCCCCUCGUGCACUCCACAACAACCCCCAUCCCGGCCCUCCCAUCCACGGCACAGCGAGCGCCACGAAGACUCGACCCAUCGAAUCCGCUCCUCCCAAACCGAUCCUUCGACCCGCCAGCGAUCGAACCGAACCGACCGCACAAUCCCCCCCUUCGCGCCCUCCACCCUCCGACCAUGCACCUCGACCCGACCCCCCUCCCCGACGCCCUCAACCACCUCCUCGAGUCCACCACCCGCGUGUCCGCCCUCGUCCAGCCCGCCUUCGGCCUCGCGCCGCCAGCCUCGCAGCAACAUCACAACCACAACCACAACCAGGAAAACAACACUGACACCCCCGGACCCGAAGAUGGCGGCGGGAACACCACCCCCAGCAGCAGCCGCGAGGACCGCGGCCACAAGCGCGUCGUGCGCGUGCGCUACGACCUGAACCACGCGCGCUCGCUGCUGGAGCAGCUGCGCCGCGUCUUCUGCGACGGCGACAGCGACAGCGGCGGCGGCGCGUGGACCGGCGUCCCGCACUGCCGCAAGCGCCUGAUCGAGAUGCGCCAGGUCGCGGCUGUCUUGGGUGCUGGGGCGCUGGUGCUGUAUUGUUUGGAGGGGGCGUUGCGGGAGUUGGUUAGGUUGUAUGAGGUGGAGGAGGGGAUUAGGAAGGGGGUGGAUGUCGGGGUUGGGGUUGGUGUUGGUGUUGGGGAGGGGAAGGGGAAGGGGAAGGGGGUGAGGGAGAGGGAUGUGGAUGUGGUGAGGUGGAUGAGGCAUGAGAGGAGGGCGGAGGUGUGGGAUUUGAUGAAGGGGGUGAAGGAUUUUGGGACGGCGGUUUGGUCGGUGAUGACUAUUUUUGAGAGUCCAUCCGACGAUGAGGCCGCAACGGGCCAGGCGAACCUGUGGACGGCGGUGGCUGAUAUUCUUUGCAAAGAGAAUGAUCUGUCGAAGGAGAUCAACAGGUUAUACCCGGGUCUGAAUCCACGUGCGAGCCGUUUGGAGAUACCCGGCGUCUCAACCAUCGAGGGAUCGUCUCUCGGGCGAGAUACAUUCGGACCCGGCAGCGGUGAUCUGAUCCCCCGCCCUGCUCGUCUGUCUGACAACGCGAUCAUCAUCUCCGAUAUCGACGACAGCGACAACUCCGACUCCGAUUCUGAGGCCGAUAUGCUCACUCCUACAUCUUCCGAGUUUCCCCUCUCGGAGCCAGACGAAGAAGGGCCGGAACUGGGCUACCAGCUGUCCUUAGCUCCCGUCAUCAACCCUGGCGUCGUGCGCGUGCCGGUCGCAAUGUCCAUGAAACCGCAUGCCCGUAGGGUAGCAGGAUAUGGCAUCGAUACAGACUUGCAACCCCCACCCAUCUUCGACUCGAGAUCCCUCCGAGUCCUGACAGUCUCGACCGCCGGUGUCGAAAUGUCCCCGCUCCCCGAAGACAUCGAUACCUCGCUACCGCAGCGCACCCCCAACAAGGCUCUUUCCGCCGAGGCCGUCUUCCGGCUCCCCGAUAUCACCGACAAAAUCGUGCUCGACUUCUUCCACCGCGCCCUCGAGGUCUCGCGCUUCGCCGCCCAGUUCGCAAACGGGAGAUUCCCCCACACCGGACCCCAAUCCGCAGAGACAGAGGCGCUCCAGAAUCUCAAGCCCCGGCGUCUACGCGAGUUGUGCACCGACUUGUAUGACGAGCUGGUCCGGCGGAACGUCGAGGACCAGAACAAGGGCCGCAGGGAGAGCGCCGAUAAGGUGCAGUUUGUGGAGCCCGAGGGGUUCAAUGCUAAGAGGCGGUAUGCGAGGAAGAGAUUCGCGGCUAUGGAGGACCGGCAUAUCGUGACGUUCAUUGCCCCAGUGCUGAGGGAGUUGGAUAGGAGGUGUGACCCCGGCCCGUAUGAUGCGUCGCGGGUCGCUGAGUGCCGCGCGGCUGCUGCCCUGCACCUGGAGGGAACGCUAGAGGAGGAGGAGCGUCGCAAGGGGAUGGAGGCGACUUGGGACCAGAUGUGGGCCCAAAGUGAUAUUUGAGUGGCGUAGACACGGUCAAGGUUAGAGGGCUGGGGGUGAAUAUGGGAUGGGUUUGGCUUUUCUUGGGUAAUUAUUACUGGGGUUCCUGGCUGACCUCGAUUAACAUAGAAUUGUUGCCAUUCGGUAGCAACCUUACGAUAAUCAACUUGCUGUCUGGCAAGGUGGUUUGGUAAUAUACAGUGCACUGUUGUGAUACAGGACACUUUCAAGCCAUUACCCCUGAAUUACUUCACGUCUAGCACCAC
This is a messenger RNA of Chaetomium fimeti, 2295 nucleotides long. RefSeq lists its product as uncharacterized. The record is from RefSeq and is a predicted model, not a curated record. Bases 236 to 2050 code for a protein of 604 amino acids. Lineage: Eukaryota; Fungi; Ascomycota; Sordariomycetes; Sordariales; Chaetomiaceae. The transcript is spliced from 2 exons.